This is a messenger RNA of Arachis stenosperma, 1375 nucleotides long. RefSeq lists its product as uncharacterized. Lineage: Eukaryota; Viridiplantae; Streptophyta; Magnoliopsida; Fabales; Fabaceae. Gene Ontology annotation, biological process: activation of GTPase activity. The record is from RefSeq and is a predicted model, not a curated record. Bases 1 to 1341 code for a protein of 446 amino acids. Gene Ontology annotation, molecular function: GTPase activator activity. The transcript is spliced from 11 exons.
AUGUGGAGAGAUCCUGGAGUUCCUGCUGACUCUUUCUAUGAAGUCCGCCCUGAAUGCACUGAUGUCCCCAAGUCUCGAUUUAGAAUCAAGGCUGGUAAGACUCUAAGUGAAAGAAAGUGGAAAGCUGCAUUUUCUCCAGAAGGAUAUUUAGAUAUAGGAAAGACUCUAAGCCGAAUUCAUCGUGGGGGAAUCCAUCCAUCAAUUAGAGGAGAAGUUUGGGAAUUUCUACUUGGUUGCUAUGAUCCCAGGAGCACCAUUGAGGAAAGAGAUGAGAUAAGGGAGCGCAGAAGGGAGCAAUAUGCUAAAUGGAAGGAAGUGUGCCAAAACCUGUUUCCUCUGGUAGGAAGUGGGAGAUUUAUUACAGCACCUGUAAUUACUGAAGAUGGUCAACCAAUUCAUGAUCCUUUGGUUCUUUUGGAAACACAUCCUGACAAUGGAGUAAUUGUUCCAACUCCUGAGGCUGCCAAUGCCAAACCUUCAUGCACUGCUGAAAGGGUCACUGACAAGAGAAUCAUUCAAUGGAUGCUAACCCUCCAUCAAAUAGGUCUUGACGUGCUUCGAACUGAUAGAACACUAGUUUUUUAUGAGAAGAAAGAGAACUUGGCCAAAUUGUGGGAUAUUCUUGCUGUCUAUGCUUGGAUAGAUACUGAUGUUGGCUAUUGUCAAGGAAUGAGUGAUCUAUGCUCCCCUAUGAUAAUGCUUCUAAGUGACGAAGCUGAUGCAUUUUGGUGCUUUGAGCGUCUAAUGCGUAGACUGAGAGGAAACUUUAGAUGCACCGAUAGCUCUGUGGGGGUGGAGGCUCAACUAACCAAUCUAGCUGAGAUUACUCAAAUAAUUGAUCCUAAACUUCAUCAGCACUUAGAGCAUCUUGGUGGUGGUGACUAUCUCUUCGCUUUUCGAAUGUUAAUGGUUCUAUUUCGUCGAGAAUUUUCCUUUUGUGAUUCGUUGUACCUGUGGGAGAUGAUGUGGGCUCUAGAAUAUGAUCCAAACUUGUUCUGGGUGUAUGAAGAGGCAGAAGCAGAAAAAUCAGAGGAAGCAAAACUAAGAUUAAAGUCAAUGCGUCAUUAUGGGAAGUAUGAGAGAGAGUACAUGAAGAAUGGAGCAGCAAAAGAUGCUCAUCCUCCUCUUCCUAUUUCUAUUUUCCUUGUUGCCAGUGUUUUAAAAGAAAAAAGCGCCGUACUUCUCCAGCAAGCACGUGGCUUGGAUGAUGUUGUCAAGAUAUUGAAUGAUGUAAAUGGAAAUCUUGACGCCAAAAAGGCUUGUAUUGCGGCACUUAAACUUCACAAGAAAUAUUUGAAAAAGCAAGCACAGCAGAAAGCACUGAAAGCCGCAGCAUCAUAGCACCAAAUAAAGCACAUGACGUGGCAUCCCGUGC